AUGGCGCUGAGCGGCGGCGGGGCGGUGGGCGCUCUCCUGCCGCGGCGGAUGGCGGGCACCCGGGCGGCGGCGGCGGGAGCGCGGCCCCCCGAGAACGUGGUGCGCGUCCCCUGGGCCCUGCGGAUGCGGCUGCAGCGGGGCGCGCAGCGCCGGCGGCGUGGGCAAGGGGAGGCGGCGGCGGCGGCGGCGGCGGCGCGGUCUGGGCGGCUGCUGCUGCGGAGCCGGCGGCCGGAGCUGAGCCAGCCCCGCUGGCAGACCGUGGGGCGCUGGGACCAGCCGCAGCUGGUGUCGGCGGGCUGGAAGCACAGGAAGGCGUGCGGGGACUACUUCCAUCUGGAGCCCUCGCAGGAGGUGGCUCCCGCCUUGAAGCAGUCGUCGCUGCCUGAGGCGGAGCGGGGCCUUUCUUUCACCGAGAUGGGGCUGCAGCCGGCGCUGCUGGCCGGCCUGGAGGCGCUCUCCAUCGGCCGCCCCACGGCGGUGCAGCGCCUCGCCAUCCCCGCGCUGCGCCGCGGCCGCAGCGCCCUUUGCGCCGCCGAGACCGGCAGCGGCAAGACGCUGGCCUACCUGCUGCCGCUGCUGGACGGGCUGCUGGCCCGCCCCGAGGGCCCGGAGGCGGCGGAGGGGCCGGCCUCCCCCCGCGGGCUGGUGGUGGUGCCGUCGCGGGAGCUGGCGGUGCAGGUGGGCGCCGUGGCGGCGGCGCUGGGCCGGCCGGCGGGGCUGGAGGUGCGCGAGCUGACGGGCGGCGGCGCGGCGGGCGGGCUGCGGAGGCAGCUGCGGGCGCGGCCGCCCGGGGCCGCCGUGCUGCUGGGCACCCCCGGGGCGCUGCGGCAGGCGCUCCGGCGACGGUUCCUGGUCCUGGAGCGGCUGCGCUGGAUGGUGCUGGACGAGGCGGACAGCCUGAUGGACGACUCCUUCGUGGAGCCGCUGGAGGAGAUCCUGGCACACGCGCCCCUGCCCGUGGGAGCUCCCGGGCCGACCGGCCCCGGCGAGGCAAGGAUCCAGGUGGUGGUGGUCGGAGCCACCUUCCCCGCGGGGCUGAGCGAGAUGCUGGGGAAGUUUACCGACGUGGACCAGUUUGUCACUAUCACCACCCAGAGCCUGCACCGCCUGCCGCCCCAUGUCCAGCAGAAGUUCGUCCGCCUCAAAGGCUGCGACAAGCUGCCCGAACUGCUGCAGCUGCUCAAGGAGCGCCCGGUGUCCAGUGGGGCUGUUCUCAUCUUCUGCAACAGUGCCAGCACUGUCAACUGGCUGGGCUAUAUCCUGGAUGACCACAAAAUCAAGCACCUGAGGUUGCAGGGACAGAUGUCAGCAGCCGCUCGAGCUGGCAUCUUCGCCUCCUUUCAGAAGGGUGAUGUGCCUGUCCUUGUAUGCACUGACCUUGCCUCGCGGGGGCUGGACACCAGCAGCGUGCAGCUGGUGGUCAACUAUGACUUCCCAAAUGCCCUGCAGGACUACCUGCACCGCGUGGGGCGAGUUGGACGGGUUGGAAGCAAGGCACCUGGAGUGGUGGUUAGUUUUGUCACCCAUCGGUGGGAUGUGGACCUGGUGCAGAAAAUAGAGACUGCGGCCCGGAAGAGGACAGGUCUCCCAGGCAUGGACUCCUCUAUUAGUAAGCCUCCACCUAAAGGAGGUUGAUUCAAGUUGCCAAGCAGUAAUGAAGGGCCUGGUAGGGACUAAGCUUCAAGUCAUUAAGGCAGAGGGAACGAGCUUCUGUGUGUAAGCUAGACUGAAAGAGAAUUGAGUUUCAGAACCAUGUGAUCAGGUUAACUUUGUGUGCUGUUCUGGAAGCUGCAACAGUCAUUUCCAUAGGCAUCACAACUCACAGCUUUCCAAAAGGAAGCUGGUGAGUGAGUAAUAAAAUGCCUUUGGAGAAGACCAAAGGAGGAGCUCAUCAGUUGAUUUUUGUUUCAUUUUGCUGAGACUUUUAGCUUAAGUUCAAUUCAGAAUAAAAGUAUGCCUGUGUGAUGCACAGUUCUGUUGCAGUUCAUUGCUUCCUACCACCGGGAGCUAAACAUUCAUUAUUAAAAAUUACUACGGUGGCAGAAAAAAAAAAAAAGAAACUAUUCCUAACUUGGACAUAACUUUCACCAAUUUUAGGUACAUCUAGAAAGACUGGAGGAUACAUAAACUUUGAUUUUCUUGUUCAGUCAGAGAAUUCUAGACCAGAUGUCUUUAAGGUUUGGUGGGAAUGAGAAAGCACAAUAAAGCUUGAGGCUUUUUCAAGGUCUUAAUUUGUCAUGUUAUAGUUACAUUUCACUGAGAAAGGGGAUUGUGCUGCUUCAUGUUCUAUUAAUAAUAAAUUAAAAAAAAGACCUUAA
Molecule: messenger RNA, 2318 nt
Organism: Tyto alba (common barn owl)
Lineage: Eukaryota; Metazoa; Chordata; Aves; Strigiformes; Tytonidae
Gene: DDX28
Product: DEAD-box helicase 28
Exons: 1
Coding region: 1-1635 (544 amino acids)
Molecular function (GO): ATP binding; RNA helicase activity; nucleic acid binding
Source: RefSeq, a predicted model, not a curated record